AAGGUGCGCGGCCGCUGCUGCCGCCGGGGGAGAGUCCCCAAGCUGCCGACGCGGUUGGACUGAGCCGAGCUGUAUGGGAGGAGCUUGGGCUUUAAUGCACCAUAAGGCUCCAGCAGCCAACAGCCGCCGCCGCACGAGCUUCUCUUCAGCCGCCUCCUGCAGCGGCCCCUCUCCCUGAGCCCGCGGCUGCGAGCGGGGCGAACCCCGCGGUGCCUGCCGACCCAGCCGCCAGCCUUGCCCCGCUAGGGAAACACCCAGCAGGGCCGCAGCUCUGCAAGGUUACCCCCUCCCAAAAAAAAACCCCGGAGCCGCGAGCUUUGCAGAAGCGGACACCAUUUUGUGGCUAGCGGCUUCCUGACUGGGCGAGCCGGGGACUGCUGCAUGCGGAAGGGAGCUCGCCCGGCGCCAGGGGAACCUGUUGGGCACCGCCAGAGCAGCGCUCGCAGCCCAGCCCAGCCCAGCUGCGGCACUUCGCACUGGAGCGGGGGCUUGCGGCAGCCUCACUGCAAUUCGCCCGGCUGCAGCAGCCGCCGCCGUCCCUGAGAGGAGGAGGGAAUUUGGACCUGGUGCUGCAACAGCAACCGCCCCCCGGGGUGGUGUAGGAGCCCGGGGUUUGCACCGUGUGCAUCGCCGUCCCUGGGCGGAGAAGGCGAUCUGGACCUUUGCUGCAGCCGGAGGAGGUGAAAGCUUGCUCGGGUGGUACCCCCGCCUCCCCCGUAGGGUAGGACCAUGCUGUGCUCGAUGCAACUCCCCUGCCCUCCUCUCCGCUGAGCCUGGCCGUGUUGGGGCGAUGAUGGAUACUUGCCUGCUUGUUCUCACUUCUCACGAAAGUAAGCCUGCUGUAAAUGGAGGAGGACAUUGAUACCCGCAAGAUAAACAACAGUUUCCUGCGCGACCACAGCUAUGCAACAGAAGCUGACAUUAUCUCUACAGUAGAAUUCAACCACACAGGAGAAUUACUAGCGACAGGGGACAAGGGGGGUCGGGUUGUAAUAUUUCAACGUGAGCAGGAGAGUAAAAAUCAGCCCCAUCGUAGGGGAGAAUACAAUGUUUACAGCACGUUCCAGAGCCAUGAACCCGAGUUCGAUUACCUGAAGAGUUUAGAGAUAGAGGAGAAGAUCAAUAAAAUACGAUGGCUCCCGCAGCAAAAUGCAGCCUACUUCCUUCUCUCCACCAAUGAUAAAACUGUGAAGCUAUGGAAAGUUAGUGAACGAGAUAAAAGACCAGAGGGCUAUAAUCUUAAAGAUGAAGAUGGCCGCCUCCGAGACCCCUCCAUGAUUACAAUGCUACGGGUCCCUGUACUAAGGCCCAUGGAUCUAAUGGUGGAGGCCACACCCCGAAGAGUAUUUGCCAAUGCGCACACAUAUCACAUCAACUCCAUAUCCGUAAAUAGUGACUAUGAAACCUACAUGUCAGCUGACGACCUGAGGAUAAACUUAUGGAACUUUGAAAUAACCAAUCAAAGUUUUAAUAUCGUAGAUAUAAAGCCAGCCAACAUGGAGGAGCUAACGGAGGUGAUCACUGCGGCAGAAUUCCAUCCACACCACUGCAACACCUUUGUGUACAGUAGCAGCAAAGGGACAAUAAGGCUAUGUGACAUGCGGGCAUCUGCCCUUUGUGACAGACACUCCAAAUUUUUUGAAGAGCCUGAAGACCCAAGUAACAGAUCAUUUUUUUCUGAGAUCAUCUCCUCAAUUUCUGAUGUUAAAUUCAGUCACAGUGGAAGGUAUAUCAUGACCAGGGACUAUCUCACCGUCAAAGUAUGGGACCUGAACAUGGAGAACAGGCCUAUUGAGACAUACCAGGUACACGAUUACCUCCGAAGCAAGCUGUGCUCGCUCUAUGAGAAUGACUGCAUCUUCGAUAAAUUUGAAUGUGUGUGGAAUGGGUCUGACAGUGUCAUAAUGACCGGCUCCUACAACAAUUUCUUCAGAAUGUUUGACCGCAACACCAAGCGUGACGUAACCCUGGAGGCCUCUAGGGAAAACAGCAAACCCCGGGCCAUACUCAAGCCCCGCAAAGUGUGCGUUGGGGGCAAACGGAGGAAAGACGAAAUUAGCGUGGACAGUCUGGACUUCAGCAAAAAGAUCUUGCAUACAGCUUGGCAUCCUUCAGAAAAUAUCAUUGCAGUGGCCGCAACAAAUAACCUGUAUAUAUUCCAGGACAAGGUUAACUAGGAGGACAAGUUAUUCUUUAGGAAUCUCAUGUACAGAAUAUUAGUAAACACAAGUUUUAAAAUGUU
Messenger RNA from Chrysemys picta bellii (western painted turtle), 2242 nucleotides. It is a transcript of the gene PPP2R2B, whose product is annotated as protein phosphatase 2 regulatory subunit Bbeta. NCBI's taxonomy places the organism in Eukaryota, Metazoa, Chordata, Testudines, Emydidae. The record is from RefSeq and is a predicted model, not a curated record. Gene Ontology annotation, molecular function: protein binding; protein phosphatase regulator activity. Gene Ontology annotation, cellular component: protein phosphatase type 2A complex; cytosol.